This is a messenger RNA of Melopsittacus undulatus (budgerigar), 579 nucleotides long. Its product is annotated as polycomb group RING finger protein 3-like. The record is from RefSeq and is a predicted model, not a curated record. Gene Ontology annotation, biological process: regulation of transcription by RNA polymerase II. Gene Ontology annotation, cellular component: PRC1 complex. Lineage: Eukaryota; Metazoa; Chordata; Aves; Psittaciformes; Psittaculidae. Bases 1 to 579 code for a protein of 192 amino acids. The transcript has 7 exons.
AUGGUCUGCAGAAGCUGCUUGGUGAAGUAUUUGGAGGAAAACAAUACCUGUCCAACAUGUCGGAUUGUUAUACACCAGAGCCAUCCAUUACAGUAUGUUGGCCAUGAUAGAACAAUGCAAGAUAUUGUUUACAAACUUGUGCCAGGCCUCCAAGAAGCGGAAAUUAAAAAGCAGAGGGAAUUCUAUUACAAACUGGGUAUGGAAGUACCAGGGGACAUCAAAGGGGAGACAUGCUCUGCAAAACAUCUAGAUUCACAUCACAAUGUUGAAACUAAACCAGAUGAAAAUUCAAACAAAGAAACUUCUGAAGGAAAUCAGGAAGAAGAUAAUGACUAUCAUCGAAGUGAUGAACAGGUAAGCAUCUGUUUGGAAUGCAAUAGCAGCAAAUUACGUGGAUUGAAAAGAAAAUGGAUCUGCUGCUCAGCACAAGCAACAGUCUUGCAUCUAAAGAAGUUCAUUGCUAAAAAACUUAACCUUUCUUCUUUUAAUGAGCUGGACAUAUUAUGCAAUGAAGAGAUUCUUGGCAAGGAUCACACACUCAAGUUUGUAGUUGUUACUAGACGGAGAUUUAAGGUAUGA